Messenger RNA from Triplophysa dalaica, 2057 nucleotides. It is a transcript of the gene scn3b, whose product is annotated as sodium channel, voltage-gated, type III, beta. The record is from RefSeq and is a predicted model, not a curated record. Gene Ontology annotation, biological process: ventricular cardiac muscle cell action potential; regulation of heart rate by cardiac conduction; sodium ion transport. The transcript has 6 exons. The coding region runs from base 34 to 690 and encodes 218 amino acids. NCBI's taxonomy places the organism in Eukaryota, Metazoa, Chordata, Actinopteri, Cypriniformes, Nemacheilidae. Gene Ontology annotation, molecular function: sodium channel regulator activity. Gene Ontology annotation, cellular component: voltage-gated sodium channel complex.
CUGAGACGCCGCCCUGUUAUUAGAACUCGAAGAAUGGCAACUCAAGUGAGGGUUGUGUUGCAUUUGUUAUUGCUGCAUAUAUUUGCUGGUAAGAAGGCAGGCCCAGUGUGUGUAGAGGUGGAUCCUGAAACAGAGGCCGUCAAAGGGGAGUUUAUGAAGCUGAAAUGUGUCUACUGCAUGAAACGGGAGGAGAUCAGCGCCACGACCACGGUGGAAUGGUACUACAUUGGCCCAGAUAAAAGAGAAGUACUUAUCUAUGAGUACUACGAUGAGCCACGGGAGCCGCAAAACGUAGAGGAUUACUGGAAGGGUCGCCUGGUGUGGAAUGGCAGUAAAGACAUGCAGGACAUUUCUAUUGGCAUCCUAAAUGUCACAUUAAAUGACACUGGCACAUAUAAAUGCAUGGCAGUACGCCUCUAUAAGUAUACUUUUUUCAAGUCUACUGGCACAUGGAAAGUCACCAUCGAUCUAAAGGUAAAAGAGAGAGCGAGUCAAGACAUUACAGCCCUGUAUUCACAGAUUAUGAUGUAUGUGCUCCUGGUGUUCCUCACCUUCUGGUUGCUGGUGGAGAUGAUCUACUGCUACAGGAAGAUCUCCAAAUCUGAUGACCAGGCUCAGGAUAAUGCCACAGACUACUUGGCCAUUCCUUCUGAAAAUAAAGAAAACCCGGGCCCUGCCGUAACGGAGUAAAAGUCUUACACUAUAACGGUACUGACAGGAAAGAAUGGAGAAAAGAAGUUGAUCUUAUUCACAGACCCCCAGAGCUGUUUCGAGAAACCAGGAAAUCUGCCAAAUCGAAUCCCUCUUGUCUUGAUCGCGUGCCGUGUGAAAGCAGCCGGUACAUUAUCUGCCACUGUCUCAAUGGAGGUCAGCUGUAACACGUGACGUAACUGACGGGGACAUGUACUGCAUGUGUAUGUUAUUAACUUUUGCCUUAGCAGAGACAUGAAUACAGCAAACUAGAGCUGAAGAGCUGUCAAACUGCCUAUAAACGCACUUUUCUUAAUCAAACGUCAAUCAUAGUUGCCCAAAAUAAGCCUGUUCCUCCAUGGUAUAUGCUGUUCUUAGUCUUUUAAAAGAAGUAGAUAAAUAAUAAGUCUAGAUUAUGAAUAGACUUGGUUUUUAUUGUCAUGUGUUUUCUAUAAAAGGAAUCUUAUUAUAGUGUUUUUAUUAUUGUUUUUUUAUUUUUUUAUUAAUAGGUUUUAUGUCACUCAGCUUUGCCACUUUGGAAUAAAUUAUAAUGUAAAACUGUAAGGCAAACAACUUUAAUGAGGUCAUAUUGAGUAUAGCGGUGAAAGCUUUUUGUGCGAUUGGAAGCAAAUGAUGUGACCUGUGUUUACAGUCGGCCAUCGCUGACAUUUGUAUUUUGAAUUUGCAAAUUUAAUGCAAGAGCUUUUAGACACUUGAGAUUACGUUUACACAAAUAUUGCUAGAUUGAAUGCCAUAAUUAUAACAUUAUUCGACUGGUUGUUUUUUUUCAACUGCCUCAUUGCGAUGUGUUGUAUUGCUCAGUAAUGUCUUGCUACAUCAGCAAGACAUAUUAGAGCAUCAUGUUCAAUUUAUUACUACUUACAUUUAAAUAACAAUUGUGUAUAUUUGGACUGCAUCAAAGUGUUAUCCUGAUAAACCCUAAAAACAUCACUAAAUUCUGCUGGUUUGCUCUGUGUUUGCAUUUCCUUAAUAGCGUUAAUAAUUCAUAGGAUCUAGAUAUUUGCCAUUAAUAGGACUGUAGAGCCGGCUUUUUUCGCUGUUAACAUUGCCUUUUGAAUUGUUCAGGCCAUUGCGAUCAAAGUAAAAAAUCAGUUUGUUCUGCCUUGUUAAACUGGAACUACUCAUCAUUUGUAAGAGCAUCCAAUGUACUAUUAAACCAAGGCAAUGCAUUCCAAAAAGUGUGACUGUUUAUUGUUUAGGGACCCUAACCCUGAACACUUAGAGGACAUGUGGGUCCAAAAGGGAAACUCACAUUAUUUUCAAUUUAAGUAAAAAACAUCUUGAACGAUAUUGAAUACAAAAGACAUCUAUCACAGUCCAGUAAAUAGUUUUGUCAAUAUCCGACA